Molecule: messenger RNA, 1745 nt
Organism: Helianthus annuus (common sunflower)
Lineage: Eukaryota; Viridiplantae; Streptophyta; Magnoliopsida; Asterales; Asteraceae
Product: cytochrome P450 84A1
Exons: 2
Coding region: 65-1579 (504 amino acids)
Biological process (GO): lignin biosynthetic process
Molecular function (GO): heme binding; monooxygenase activity; oxidoreductase activity, acting on paired donors, with incorporation or reduction of molecular oxygen
Source: RefSeq, a predicted model, not a curated record
AAGCAUUUUGUAUGUAACUUCACAACCAACCUCUUAACCUUUAUUAUCACCACCGGAAGAAAAAAUGGACUUCAUAUCCAUCGUACUUUAUGUUAUACUCCCUCUGUUAACCACGUUCCUUCUCUCCGGUCUCCGGUGGAAAAAACCUCUCCCGCCGGGUCCGAAAGGUUGGCCCAUCAUUGGCAACAUGCUGAUGAUGAACCAACUCACACACCAUGGUCUCGCCAAUCUGGCUGAGACCUACGGUGGUAUACUUCACCUCAAGAUGGGUUUCAGACAUACCGUCGCGGUCUCUUCUCCAGAGAUCGCGCGACAAGUGCUCCAAGUCCAAGAUAACAUAUUUUCCAACCGUCCAGCCACCAUCGCCAUCGCAUACCUAACGUAUGACCGUCAAGACAUGGCGUUCGCUAACUACGGCCCGUUUUGGCGGCAGAUGCGAAAGCUUUGUGUCAUGAAGCUUUUCAGCCGCAAACGGGUCGAGUCAUGGGACUCUGUCCGCGAUGAAGUUGACUCCAUGAUCAAAAUCACCGCGGACAGCUCGGGCUCGCCAGUUAACCUAGGCGAGCUUGUGUUUGGGUUGACACAUGAUAUUAUUUACCGAGCCGCUUUUGGCUCGAUUUCCCAUGAAGGAAAAGAGGAAUUCAUUAGAAUUCUACAAGAAUACACCAAGCUUUUUGGUGCUUUCAACUUGGCAGAUUUUAUCCCGUGGUUAGGGUUUAUUGACCCCGCGGGAUUGAACACGCGUUUACCAAAAGCGCGUGCGGCGUUAGACGGGUUCAUCGAUAAAAUUAUAGACGAGCACUUGAAGAAGAAGAAGAAAACGGGAGAUGAUGCCGAUAGUGAUAUGGUAGAUGAGAUGUUGGCUUUUUACUGUGAAGAAGGAAAUAUUAACGAAGGGGAGGAUAUGCAGAACGUGAUAAAACUCACACGUAACAAUAUCAAAGCGAUUAUUAUGGAUGUGAUGUUUGGUGGCACCGAAACUGUGGCUUCUGCUAUUGAAUGGGCUUUGACCGAGUUAAUGCACACCCCUGAGUCCCUCAAACGCGUACAACAAGAGCUUGCCGAUGUCGUAGGCCUUGAUCGCCGAGUCGAAGAAUCCGAUUUCGAAAAGCUCACCUACUUCAAAUGUGUCAUCAAAGAAGUACUUCGUCUUCACCCUCCAAUCCCACUCCUCCUACAUCAAUCUUCUUCAGACACGGAGGUAGCUGGCUACCAUAUCCCUAAGGGUACGCGUGUCAUGGUUAAUGUAUAUGCAGUUAACCGUGACAAGAGUGCUUGGGAGGAUCCCAACACAUUCAACCCCUUACGUUUCUUGCAAAAUGGCGCUCCGGACUUUAAAGGGAGCAACUAUGAGUUUAUUCCCUUUGGGUCUGGACGUAGAUCAUGUCCUGGGAUGCAACUUGGAUUGUACGCAUUGGAGAUGGCGGUAGCUCACCUCCUCCACUCGUUCACAUGGCAGUUGCCAGAUGGAAUGAAACCAAGUGAGAUCGAUAUGACAGAUGUGUUUGGACUCACGGCGCCAAAAGCGAUUCGGCUUGUUGCGGUGCCAACUCCACGUCUCUUGUGCCCAUUGUAUUAGAAAUUGGUCAAGUUGGUGAGUGCAAAAAGUGUGCAAAGAAUAUUAAUAUUGUAAGUUUUAUUUUUUAUUUUUUUUUACUUUUCUUGUUAUAAUAUUAUUUUGCUUAAAAUAAAACACUUAUUUUCAUGUGCAUGUUGAAAUUUAAACUCCUUGUAUUUUGUGUUCA